Messenger RNA from Closterium sp. Yama58-4, 3618 nucleotides. NCBI's taxonomy places the organism in Eukaryota, Viridiplantae, Streptophyta, Zygnematophyceae, Desmidiales, Closteriaceae. The record is from the annotation of a GenBank genome assembly.
AUGCACAGGCUAAGGCUUCCCAGGGAGGAUUGGCAGUGCCUGUUUCUCGUCUGGCUGCGCUCGGUUCCUGUUCAAGACAUCCUGACCGUUGAUCUGCCCGUGCUGGUCGAGGUGGUCCGUCGGAUCGGAUGCCGGCGGGAGGAGGUGGAGGGGAGGAAGACGGCAAGAGUGGUGUUUUCGCGGGGGAGGAUGGGAGGGAGGAAUAGAGGAGGGGAGGGUGGGAAGCGAGGGGAGGGAGGCGUGGAGGGGGGUCUGUCUAGCAGUGUGCCACCAGGGGGAAGGUACCCGUUGCUGUUUAGCUGGUGUCAGGUCACCGGAGCUGCUGCCAAGGCUCUGUUUCUGGCUCGGAUCUGCACGCAGGUGAUAAAGGAGGAGCUGCUGGAUACCAUACCUGGGCGAGAGCCUCGGAAGGGGACAGGCACGGCACGGCAGCAGCAGCAGCAGCAGCAGCAGCAGGCAUCAGGAGGGGCGCGGGAGGAGGAUGAGCAUGGAGGAGUGGGUGGUGGUGGGCGGAGUGGGUCUGGCAGGCUAAUUGUGGCUCCUCCCAAACCCAAAGACAACGACUUGUGGAUCGAGCACGGGCUAGAGCAAUGGCUGCACCUAUCAAGCCAUGUGGAAGACGCAUGGCUGCUUGGCAGAGCCAUCAUCCACGUCUGCAAGCUCUCCUCUGCCCGAGGCUAUCCGGUUCGGCAGGGCCGGCUGCCGUCCGCAGCUGAGGUCCCCACCUUCCCCGUGCCUCUCUGGGUGGCUCGGUUGCAGUUGCUUCUGUCCCCUUCUGCUCUGUUCACAUCUCAGUUGCACCGGGCUCUGCUGAAAGUGGAAAGACCGGAGCUGGUGCGAGGGAUGGCGAAUGAGAUGGUAGCACAAGUGCGGGAGGUGGAAAGGGGGAGAGGGGAGGAGCGGUUGGAGAGAGGGAGUGGGGGAGGCAGUGCUGGUGGUGGUGAGGAGAGGAAGCUACCCGGUGGGGAAGGAGGUGAGAAGGGAAAGAAGGGAAAGAAGGCUAGGAGGAAGGUCAAGGACAAGAGAGCAGGAGCGGACGGGCCUAAGGGCGUGCAGGGUGAGGAAGCGGCGCUGAAGGAAACUGUGGUUUCAGAUGGGGAUUUGGAAAGGGUGGAUGGUCAGAAGGGUGAACGCCAGGAAGCCAAAGAGGCAGCAGAGAAAGAGGAGGUCGAGGGAAAGGAGGAGAAGGACAGUGACGAGAACGCAGACGAGGAAGAGGAGGAGGAGGAGAAGGAGGAGGAGGAGGAGGAGGAGGAGGAGGAGGAGGAGGAGGAGGAGGAGGAGGAGGAGGAGGAGGAGGAGGAGGAGGAGGAGGAGGAGGAGGAGGAGGAGGAGGAGGAGGAUGAAGAGGCAGCAGCAGCAGAGGCAGAGGAGGAGCGGCAGAGGGAGGACGAGAGGGAGUCGGUGCAGCUGCUGCGCGAGAUGCUGGACCGGUUUCCUGAGAGCUGUCACGCGGACAUACUGGCGUCGCACCGGGCCAUGGAGCUCUGUCGCCAGUGGUCCUCCGCUUUCUUCCAGAGCGUCAAAGCUGCCCAUGUGCCUCCCAAGCCGCCUGCUGCCGCUGCUGCUUCUGGUGCUGGUGGUGGUGCUGGUGCUGAUGGUGGUGGUGCUGCAGCAGCAGCAGCUGGUUCGGCUGCUGCUGGAGAGACCGCGGGUGGCGGUGGCAAGGCAGAGGGCGACAAGGAUAAGGACAAGAGCAGCGGUGCGAAGCAGAAGAAGCUGCAAGGCAGCGGGGAAGGCAAGGAAGGCAGGAAAGGGCCAGGGCUGUCCAUGUCGCUAGGAGGCUACGAUGCAGAGCCCAGCGACCUGCUCUUCUUCUCCCACGAGCACGUCUCCCCGCUGCCCACCGUCGCGCUCAAGGGCGGCAUGGUCUGCUCCAUGUGGCAGUCCCUCAUUGGCCAGCGCGCAGCCUCGGCGGUAGCCCUGGUGCAGAGGCUCGGGAGGUGCCCCACGGAUGAGGAGUGCGAGCAGUCACUGGGCAUGGGCAGUGAAACGACAGCAGAAGCAGCGGGCGCAGUGGGAGCAUACGAGCAGAUGCUGGUCCUGCUCUACGACUGCACGCUCCUCCUAGAGUAUGGAGACGGUGCAGACGAGCACUCAGCAAGCCACGAUGCCUUCGUCGCAGCACACGACUCCAUGUGCCGAGAGGCCAUAGCUGAUUUCAAGCAGGCGCCACCGUCAGCAGAGACUCUGCACGCGUACAUGCUGCUGAUUAGGACUAUUGGGGUGUCGCUGGCGUUGAAUGUGCCCGUCGUGCCUCUCGCCUCCAUGUUUCCGCCCGCGCUGCUUUCUGGCUUCCCGGCUCUUUUCCUGACCCUCCGGCCCGAGGACUCAGCUUCAGUGACAAAGCGCACAGAAGCGCGCCUUGAGUUCCUUCUCGCUGUGCUGGCUGCACAGAAGCGCCGCGCUCACCUCAUGGCCAAUGCUGAUGCCGCAUUGAACAAGCUCACCCGCCGCUCGGAGCAUUUGCGAUCCGCCGUGCCACGUCAGCUGCAGUUUGGCCCGCGGGAGUUCGCGUCAGUUGUGCCGUCUGGAUUCUUGAGCGCACAUAAGCUGUGGUCUCGUGGUGGCAGUGGCGGCGGUGGCGGCUUGGUAAAGCUCAGGUCGUAUAAAGUCCGGGUGCAGGCACUUGGCAGCGGAGGUGGUGACUGUAACGAGAAAGCGAACGAGCUUAUAACGGGAGCUGCUGAAGAAAAGGUUCAAGAGGAUCCGCCUUUUACCAGCAGGAGUGCUGACACCAGUAGUCUUGACAGCAACACCAGCAGCAGCAGCAGCAGCAGCAGCAGCAGCAGCAGCAGCAAGCAGGAGGGGAAUACUCCCAGCAGCGACCCCCCCGCAGCAGGCAGCAACUCCCAAGAGAGCGAGUCAGACAACGCGGCAAUCGACCCUGCACACGUGGCGUGGCUGCUGAGAAUCCGCCCCUCCGCUACAGCCGCCGGCCCUGACAGCUUCAGCAGCAGCUACAGCUACAGCGGUGCUCCGUUCAGGCCUAGGGGGGGUCAGUCCCGGGCGGCUCAGGUGAUGCGUCAGGUGGACCGCGGUCUGUUUGUUCCACCUGGCCCCUGGGUGCACGCGUAUCAGGACUCGCCCCAGACGAUAGGUUUCAACGCCACCAUCUCUGCCCCGCACAUGCACGCGCAGUGCCUGGAGCUCCUGGAGAAUCACCUGCAGCCGGGUAUGCGAGCACUGGACGUGGGUUCGGGUACAGGCUACCUCACAGCGUGCUUUGGGCUGCUCGUGGCGCCUGCAGGGAAGGCCGUGGGCGUGGAGCAUAUACCAGAGCUGGUGGAGCGGUCAAAGCGGGAUGUGGCGAGGAGUGCAGCAGCGCAUCUGCUGGAAAGCGGGGUGAUUGCGCUGCACACGGGCGAUGGCAGGCAGGGCUGGCUGCAUGACAGUCCAUACGAUGCCAUCCACGUGGGAGCGGCAGCACCAGAGAUCCCGCGAGCGCUGAAGGAGCAGCUGAAGGUGGGGGGGCGGAUGGUUAUACCCGUGGGCACGUGGUCGCAGGACCUGCUCGUGGUGGAUAAGCUGCCAGGUGGCCGCUUCAGAGAGAGCCACGUGGCGUCUGUGCGAUACGUGCCGCUCACCAGCAAGGACGAGCAGCUGGAGGGGUACUGA